Molecule: messenger RNA, 879 nt
Organism: Morchella importuna
Lineage: Eukaryota; Fungi; Ascomycota; Pezizomycetes; Pezizales; Morchellaceae
Exons: 1
Coding region: 1-879 (292 amino acids)
Biological process (GO): cell adhesion
Molecular function (GO): carbohydrate binding
Source: RefSeq, a predicted model, not a curated record
AUGACACCACAUCCUCCCAAAGUUCUCGCGGGAAUACUCAACACAGAAUCUGAGCGUGCUUGGGAAGAUACCAAGGAUCGGACCGACCUUAUUUUAACACAAAGAUUCCCUAAGAAAACGUACCUCGAUGCUCCCAACGUCGUCGUUGCACUAAAGCAUUUUGACCUCGGCAUGGGCGGUAAAGCCAUCGGCGUCAAAGCAGCUACCGACUGCAUUGAGAGAGACCACUUCAAUACCCGCCUCAGUGUCUGGGGAGAUGGUGCAAUGUCCUCUUCUGGCUGCGCCUGGAUGGCAUACCAGGCCACAGACAAGAGGUUUCGUUCCGGCACGGUUAGAACGUCACGCCGCUCCAAAAUGCCCUCGGAGUUUCCGAUCGAGUUUGAGACACCCUUCGAAGGUGAUCCGACAGUCCUUGUGUGGAUCAGUGGCUUCCAAAUGGGCUUGGGGGCUACUUGGGAGAUGAAGGCGCAUGCCAUAAAGAUCGAGAAGACUAGCUUCACCUUGGUAGUCGAGAAGGGGAUCCAGACAAACCUGCACCAAGGCCUGUUCUCAUGGCUCGCUUUCAUGCCGGGAGAAGGCGUUGCCGGUGGGAGCGUUGAAGAUAUCAAAAUAGGUGGUGGAGAGGGUACGGCUGCUGCGGAUGGCAGUUACGUUUGGACUGAUCCAAAGGAAAUCUCAUUUGGGAAGACAUUGAAUGGGGUGACCAAGGACAAUGUCAUGGUGGGGAUAUCCGCCAUUAAAUUCGAGCGUGCGGCGAUGAGGUUGUGUUAUAAGCAUGUAGAGAUCAAUGAUGAUAUGAAUGGCAUGAAACUUACAUCGGGUACUUGGUGGGGGUCCGUCGUACGCUCUGCUACAAUGUCAUGGGUUGCGGUGGUUUGA